Colletotrichum scovillei is the source of this 1242-nucleotide messenger RNA. RefSeq lists its product as uncharacterized. The transcript is spliced from 3 exons. NCBI's taxonomy places the organism in Eukaryota, Fungi, Ascomycota, Sordariomycetes, Glomerellales, Glomerellaceae. Bases 1 to 1242 code for a protein of 413 amino acids. The record is from RefSeq and is a predicted model, not a curated record.
AUGCGACUCAUGAUUAUCUCCGGCUCUGGAGGCAUGGGUAUUGGCGAGGGAGCUCCCAUCUGCGCCGACCAGAUUGCCCUCACCCGAAUUCCUGGCCUCAUCUUCGAGCUGAAGCUCCUCACCCAGGGCUACGCGAACGACACUCCCACUCCCACCCGCGACAUGGCCAAGCUCAUUGCGCGCCGUGGCGCUGAUCUUCUCGCCGCGUACUUCAAGGUCGUCGCUACUGCCAGCAACGGCAGGAACGCCCUGGUCGAUCAGAAUCACCAUCUGGCCUGGGUCCCCGCGCUGCGAAGCCUGGUCAAGGAGAAGAGAUGGGCUGAGUUUCCGGACGUCAAGAAUCAUCACGUCCAGGCUGUCAUGAUCGCCAUCGGAGACGCUCGCAAGCGCUUCAUCGACGAGCUCACCGUCAUCCCCGCUCCUCCCGACUGCGAGCAUUACAAGACCUUCCACGACCUCGUUGAUCGCUUCAACAUUGAUCGAAUUGGCCAAACGGGCUCCUCUAGCUCCUUUCCCGCGAUUCCUGCUGCUCCGGUCGCCCCUGCCCAGUCCGCCGUUCCGUCUGCCUUUCAGAUCUCGGCGAACCAUCUUCAGUCUACUGCAGACCAGAUGAUCCGGGAUGCUUUCGCUGCACUCCAGAACAGCGACCAGCAGAGUGAUCAGAUCAGCAACGGUCUCCAGACCUCGGCAGACCAGCUCCAGGCUGCUGUGACCAAAACAAUUCAGGACGCACUUGAUGCUUUCAACGCCAAUGACAAGGUCAUUGAGACCAUCACUCAGCAGACCGACCAGGCCAACAAAGCCGCUCAGAUGGCCCAGACCGACAUCAUGGCCCUCAGAGCCAAGUAUGAGACCGCUCAGAAGCAGAGCGAGAAGAUGAAGGACGAGCAUGACAAGAUGAAGGACGAGCAUGACAAAAUGAAGGAUGAGCGUGACAAGAUGAAGGAUGAGCGUGACAAGACGAAGGACGAGAACCAGAAGGUGAAGGACCAGAACGUCGAGGCUGCGGCCGCUGCCGUGGCCAAUGCCCUGGGUCAGACCAUCACUGGCGCUGUUACUCAUGCUAUGGCUGAGAUCGAGGCCGCCGAGCACCGCGGCAGCAUCUCCGGCCAGGAGAUGCUUUUCGCCCACAUCUUCGACGAGCUCAAUGAACUUGAGGCUCUUCGAGGCGGCGACGAUGUGGAGUGGACUGCCGAUGACCUUGAUGAUUACAAGGACAAGCACGACAUCCCAGACUUCUGA